CUCGCAAUCAAGCAUCCUACACAGAUGUUGGCAAAUAUAAUAGCCGAAUGGAAAUGACUUUAAAUCAGGCACUUAAAGCCAUAAAAAGUAGAGGAAGAAGUAUUCCAGUAGAUGGCAUUUAUUCGAUAUUAGGUUUGUUGCCUUAUGGAGAAUGGGUAGUUCCUAAAUACAAAGGGAAACUAUGCAAAGAAUGCAAAAAAUUAGAAAAUGAACGAAAAAAAGAGAUAAUUUGUAAACAUCCAGAAGAACAAAAGGAAUACUGA
Molecule: messenger RNA, 263 nt
Organism: Ambispora gerdemannii
Lineage: Eukaryota; Fungi; Glomeromycota; Glomeromycetes; Archaeosporales; Ambisporaceae
Source: the annotation of a GenBank genome assembly